Molecule: messenger RNA, 535 nt
Organism: Cucurbita pepo subsp. pepo (vegetable marrow)
Lineage: Eukaryota; Viridiplantae; Streptophyta; Magnoliopsida; Cucurbitales; Cucurbitaceae
Source: RefSeq, a predicted model, not a curated record
ACAGACUGUUGAGCUAAAAGUCAGGAUGUGCUGCAGUGGUUGUGAACGAGUGGUUAAAGAUGCGAUCUACAAACUUAGAGGGGUUGACUCGGUCGAGGUGAAUUUGGAGCUAGAGAAAGUGACGGUGAUUGGGUAUGUCGAUCGGAACAAGGUGUUGAAGGUGGUUCGAAGGGCGGGGAAGAGGGCGGAGUUUUGGCCUUACCCAGAGCCACCGCUAUACUUCACAUCAGCGACUGACUACUUUAAAGAUACAACUCGUGAGUUUAAAGAGAGCUAUAACUAUUACAAGCAUGGCUAUAAUGUCGGAGAGAAGCACGGAGCGAUGCCAAUGUCUCUUCGGGGCGAUGACAAAGUGAGCAACAUGUUCAAUGAUGACAAUGUGGAUGCUUGUCAUGUCAUGUAAUGUAAAUAUAGGGUUGAUGAUCUUGUCUUGUUGGUUCUAAGUCAGCUGCACAGUGUGUGUAGAAUGCAGUUUAAUUGUUCCUUUCUAUUCCCUUAUAUUUGUAAGCAAUAUUAUAAGCAAGUUUGUGUGUUA